AUGCGAAUAUUAUGUAAAUUUUUACCAGAAAAAUUCGAUCAUCUACAAUAUUUCAUUGCACCUAUGUCUUAUACACCAAUGAAAAAUGAUCAAAAAGCAAUAGAAGUCAAAAAUAAACAGUAUAAAACUAUACAAGAAGCAAAACGUCUAUGGCUUAUUAUUGCUUUAUAUGCCUAUGACAUUAAACUACAAGACUAUGAAAACCAAUAUCAAAAUAAAUUUGUAGAAUUGAAAUCAUCCUUAUCAAAUAGUAUCAUGAUUGAUAGCUCAUCUAUUGUUGAGCAAAUUACAGAAUAUAUGAAUUAUCGAACAAAUAAAUUAAAACAGGAUAUUUAUAAAAAAGUAUUAUCUUCUCGACGAAUAUUACUCCAAAUUCGUCAACAUUCAUCAUCAUCAUCGAGAAAAAAUAUCAUUGGUGUCUCACCUGAACCAUAUCUUGAUCUGAUGUCGAAUCCAUUCAAAACACGUCAAUGGAAUGAUCUUUCACUUGGCCCUUCUUGUAUACGAUUAAACCGAAGUGCUAUUCGUUCUCGACAUCAACAAGAAAUUCAAAUGGAAAAUGAACAUAAAAAAAUUAAUGAUAAAGUUCAACAUCAUCUUAUAUCACCACCACAUAAUAUACCAUUAAAAUCAUUGGUUCUAAAAAUAUAUUCAAAUGAUCUUCUUAAUUAUUUUAAUCAUUUUUAUUUUGUUCCAUUAUCAUAUAAGGAUCAAGUACGAACGGUAGAACAAGCAAAAACUGCUGCAUCAAUUCGACGAAAAAUUGAAAAAUCUGAUCUAAUUCUUCGUACUACUGAAAAGGGUUAUAAUUUUUAUGUUGGUUCAAAGAUUGAAUUUGAGAAAAAAGAUGAUAUACCAGUUCGACCUAUUGAAAAUACGAUUAUGGCUCCAACAACAAAUAUAUCAAAUUUCUUAGACGAAAUCAUACGCCCAAUAUUCGAUAAUAAAUGUAGUACAACAAGCACUAUUAAUGGUGCAUCUUUAAUAAAAAAACUUAAACAAUACGUUGAAAGAGGUCUUUUAAAACCAACAACUCUUUUUUGUACGUUUGAUAUUCGUAAUUUAUAUACCAUGUUACCACAAGAAGAAGCGUUGAAUCUACUUGUCGAAUUUCUUCAUGUUCACGGUUAUAAGAAAGUCAAAGGAAUUCCACUUGAUGCAAUAAGAAAAUUAGCUUCCAUAAAAAAAAUUUAUAGACAAGUUCUUGGUGGUGCAAUAAGUUCAUCAUUUACAUUAACAUUAGCCAAUAUUUUCAUGUGGAAAUGGCAAAAAGAACUUGUUCGUCGACAAGAUAUGACAACUGAAUUUUAUGGCCGAUAUAUUGAUGAUAUUUUUAUGACAUGGAAUAAAUUGGAAAAAGCAUUGAAAGAUUUAUUAGACGAAGCCAAUACUUGGCAUCCAAAUAUUAAAUUAGAAUAUAAAAUUAGUAAAAGACUACCAUUUCUUGAUGUUGUUCUUAGGAAUGAUGCUGGUAUUCUAUCAACAUCUUUGUAUCAUAAGCCAACAGCUCAACCUUAUGUUGUACCAUUUAUUUCUGAUCAUCCUCGGCACACAUUCGUCAAUGUUAUACACACUAGUCUUGCACAUGCUAUAACAUAUUCAUCCACCUUUGACAUAUUUAAUAAUGAACGAUGCCAUAUUAAAUUAACUCUAUUAUUGAAUGGGUAUCCAUCGUCAUUUAUUGAGAAGCAAUAUCGAAAAUUUUUCGACGAUUAUAUAUCACCAACAUCGUUUUUACCCUCUAUUGAUAAUGAAAAAACAUUUUUUCUUAUGCGCAACAAAUUGCUAGAACAACCAACCGAUUUACAAUCACAGGUGGCAUUGAGUGCAGCACAAGCUAAUAUUCAUAAUGAAUAA
This is a messenger RNA of Rotaria sordida, 1857 nucleotides long. Lineage: Eukaryota; Metazoa; Rotifera; Eurotatoria; Philodinida; Philodinidae. The record is from the annotation of a GenBank genome assembly.